Molecule: messenger RNA, 6686 nt
Organism: Biomphalaria glabrata
Lineage: Eukaryota; Metazoa; Mollusca; Gastropoda; Planorbidae
Exons: 20
Coding region: 250-2958 (902 amino acids)
Source: RefSeq, a predicted model, not a curated record
UGUUGAACAGCCAUUGAAUGUAGUUUCUCUACAUCUUUGUUCGGCUCUUGGGUAAGCAACAGGAAAGGAGACCUGGUGAUUACAAAUGAUACAUUAACGGGAUUCGAACCCUACGGCGUAGAGUGUAACGCGACAGAAUGUUCACACUUACCCACUGAGUUCAAAUGUUUCCUGAAAUCGGGCACCAAGUAUUUAAUCAGGUCUUUAAGGACUUCUUUAAGUUCGAACACUGUGAGAAUCUAUGUUUGUAUGGACUUUACAAAGAUAUCUAAGUAUAAAGUCAUCUACCAUCAGGCCCAUCCAACUAAAGAUCCAUUUCUCCAAGACUACCUGACUUAUCUUAACGCUGCCCAGUCAGUGGACUCUAUUCAAGACGUGUGUGAGUUCAACGCCACCUACGAUGCGGCCCUGCACAGUGUUCUAGUUUCUAAAGAAAAAAUGUUGGAAGCCUCAGAAAAAUGUCCAGAAGUCUUUCACUCCAUCAACAGAGUUGACUCUGUCACGUGUCCUUACCAAAUGACGUCAUGUGAUCACGAGACGUUCAUUCAGAUAACUGAAGACUACUGUGACACCAAGUCAAUGCACAGCGAAAGUGGUCAGUUAAGUUGUAUCUACGACGUAGCCUCAGGUUCUGACCAUUACUUGACGUUACUAAACAUGGACAAGGCAGUGGACAAUAACUACACAUUUCUUUUUACCUGUAUUGCAUAUCGUCUAGUCAAUCAAAAGACUUGGUUCUUGUCUGACUCUCCAAUGGCUUGUCAGCCAGGACAGAUGACAGAUGAAACACAGUCACUCUAUAAUGUGUCCAUUAUAGAUUCAUGUCCCCUGGCAGCGGAGCAGACGUGGAUCAUCGCUCUUGCGGUUGUCAUUGUCGCCAUCGUCCUCGCCACUGGUCUCUUCCUGAUCGUCUGGUUCCUGUGCGGUGGGCGUGACCGUUGUCUGGGUCAUCGUGACAAACCCAGUUUGACCUUGACCGAGGCCAAGAAGCAAUUAUAUGGGCGGAAGUGGAGUUCAGCUGGAAGCUCGCGCGGAGGUGAAGGUCAUUACAACAUUUCUUUCGAGGACGUCUUCUCGACUCAAAAAGAUGGACGAACUCAAGGUCAGUGUUAUGAAGGUCAACGGCAGAGGCGGAGUCCUGGAAAGAGUAGGCGAGGUUUCUUUGGAAAUGACGGUGAAGCUGACACUUCUGAGCUCACAGAAGACACCGAAGGUAUCACCCAUGACGGCAGAUCCACUGCUGAGACUCAAGCUCUAGAAUAUGAGCAGUUUACUCAAGAUUUAAAUGAACUGAAGUGCAGCGGAGAAAGCAAUGGACUUCAGAGAGAAUCAACAUUAAUCUCUUUACCUCAAGACAAAACUGUUGGCGUCCUUAGUGAUGAUGGCUUCCACGAAGAUGUUGAUGGGGAAGUGGAUACAUCGACAGAAAACAUGGAUAAAAACAAAAUUCACGCCACACCACAGGAACACGCACAAAACCACCGGAAGUCACGUAGAAAGGGAGAUGAUCAAGAUAUGGUUAAUUCUGAAACCUCUGAAAUCGAUAUGUCCAUUAGUCAAGAUGUAACGUGGUCCGCCGCAAAACACCGCAAUGUUCUGGGUGUUUCCAAGAAUGCUGGUUACAUUAGAAAACACAGGAAAUACCCUGGGAGGACUUUACUGACAUCACUAAGCGGGCAGACGUUACGUCAUCAUGCUCACGGGCAUAACAAAACUCUGGUCACUGGUCUUCAUGGACUCGAGCUUCAGGACACUCCUUUCUACUCGGAGUAUCAUGACUACACCACAUUGCGGUCACAGAUGGUUAGAGAUGGAUUCUGGGAUGACCAAAAUGAUUACUUCAGUUCACUGAAUCGACUCAAUGAGCGUGACCAUAGUCUAUCAAAUAUUGCUGAUAUUGGUGUUGUCCAGACUAGUGCCAAGGAACAGACUAGUGGAGCAGACGUCACGUCUUGUCAAACAGAAAAUAAAACAAAUGUGGCUAGUUCCGGGAGAAUCACUUCCAAGAGCAUACAGACCUUGACUGGCGUAAACUCUGAAGACAAUAAUAUGCAGCUAGAUGAAAAACAAACCGAAAACUUACAACAAUUUUCAAGCGAAGGAAAAUACGAACAGGCGGUCAACCCAGCAUCUCAAAAUCAUGACUUAUUAUCAAAGCUGUAUUCAAAACUGCAAGACUUUGACGACUCAAAAGAUGAGGAGUGCGGACAAGGCAGUCAAACUUAUGAAACUAAAAUACCAAAGGAUCGAAGAGAAAUGUCUUCAGCACUGAGGCGUCUUUUGUCCACGAGAUUAGCUUUGGAGUCUGUAGGAUCAGAGAAAUACAAGUUUGAUGUAAUCAAAUCUUCGAACUAUGAUGCUACGCCGAGGUCUCUUAAUCCUUUUGAAGAUUUCAUAUCACAAAAGUUUGCUUUAAAAUUCAGGUCUCACCUGAAGCGAAGCUCUCAAGUUCAAACGAUGGCCAGCAGAAAAGGAACAAAGGAUGGAAUUAUACGACCACUUCCACUCCAAGAAACUUCUAAGAAAAACGCGAUUUCGGACCCAACUUGUCAAGUGGACAGGGGUAGUUUCGGGUGGACAUACAAUCUACUGAAGCAGCCCCAUUUUACACCUGGUCUGUCCACCAUUGCCAGUGACAGGCCAGCUCCUCAGUUGAAAAAGUGGGAAAUGCAAGAUCUGAAUUUGCGGAAACUGCUGGAAGAGCUGUAUACUGAGUACAAAUUUAUGACUCGAGUGAUUCAAUCAACGACAGACUCCGACAAAACUGAAGCAGAAGUGUGCAACAAGCUGGAAGAAGGGCGCGAAUAUUUGUUGCAGAGGGCUCUCUUCUGGUUGGAGAGAUCGUCGUCUGCUGACUCGAUAGAGAGCAGAUCUCUUGCUGGCAGAAUACACAAACAGCUGGACACCCUUGCCACCACUUUGCAGCCUGACCAGCACAAGAAAUCUGGCCCAAGCUAAAAAUAACUGCAAGAAAGACUAUCGUAUUUAUGCUUAACAAUCUGUCUUUGCAUAUAAUUUCAUAAUUUUUUAACUCACAGAUACUGUGUAAUAAUCAAAAGAAAUAAAGAAUAAUUGCAUUCAUUGACGUAACUAGGGGGAGCUGGAGUUGCGGGCCAUGCCGGGUGACUUCCAAAAUGGGGUGAUACCCAAGUGGGAAAGAUUCACCUUAGCAACAGCAGACAUUUAAAAAAAAAUGUGUUAGGGGCGAAAUACCAUUAUGCGAUGAUGUACACUGGAUAUACAGUUCAAUAUUAAUUAUAAUGUUUUCUGCUUUAAACAAUUUUGGUUGAAACUCCAUCGCAAUGUCCAAAGCAUUACACUAUAAUUUAUAUCACCAGCACAACGUUAAGCUGCACUCUCAUUUAAGUAUCAGCUUUCGUUGUAUGGAAAUAAACAUAUCUCCACACUUCGAAAAUGUUUCAUCAAAGCUAUGAAAAGCACGGUUUUAUUAGGAGGCCAACCGAUAAUCCGUGUUUAUCAAAUGACGACAGUCCUCUGCAAUCAAGCAUUCCCAAAAUAUAAUAAGGCAUUUAUAGUACCGGUAUAUUCAUUAACAUUUUGAAAACUGGAAAUUGAUUAACGAGUUUUAAGAUUUUAAAAGGGACUGAGAAGUGGAUUUCUCAAUGUCAGAAAAAAAAUUGCCGAACCCCCUAUUCAAGAAAGAAUCAGGUCGGCGUCUAAGUUUAUUGAUAUUUUUUGGCUCAUCUUCUACCUAGAGUAGGUGAUGUCAUUUAAUAGUCAAUAAUUGGAAGCAGACUUCCCAGUAAAUAAAUUUGAUUUAGUAGCGAUAAAGUUGUGUUGAUGUUCAAUUCAAAACAGGUCGCUGCAUAUAAUGAUUCACAAAAGUUUGGAAUUUGAAUUGAUAAGAUAUCUAUAGCCAGACAAAAAAACUGUACACUUGAAUUUUGUAUUAUUCAUUGGGACUCGAAAGAAUCUCUGCUAAUUUUUUCACUACGCCUAUAACUGUCUCAUGCCAUCUGCGUGUCCGUGAGGUCAUGUGAAAUGCACUUUUAAAAAUAAUUAAGAACUAUUUGACAUUAACAAAGUAACAAACACCAGACUGUCAUAUCUAGCAAUUCUGUCCUUUAUGUUUGCUGUACAGAGAAUUAUUUCUUUGAUGAAGUUAUUAAUAAGAUGCACAGUUAAAAAUUCAGUAGAGGAACAUUGGAAUUUAAAGUUUUGUUCGUUCUUGAACGCGUUAAAAUGUUUAUACAUAGUUUGAUUAGCUUUUGCACUUUGUGGAGCAUUUUACGAAAGUUUUCACUGUUCAUUUUUCGAUACUAAGGUAACAGUAUAAUGUAGAACAGUGCCCAUGGGAAGAUUUUCAACGCCCAUAAUAAUGUAAAGACUGUUUUUAAUAGUUAUUUUUAAAUAAGUUAAACUCACCGGGUGAGACAUAAGAAAGGAGGGACGCCACAACUUGUAUUAGUGCCCUUUAAAAGCAUACAGGGAGGAUAUGGUGCUGGAUGAGACGAUACAAUUUACUCUCUAUCUCUCUCUUUCUCUCUCUCUUUCUCUAUUUCUUUCUUUCUAUCUCUCUUUCUCUCUCUCUGUCUCUCUUACUCUUUAUCUAUCUCUUUCUUUCUUUCUUUAUCUCAUUUCUCUCUCUCUCUCGCUAUCUCUCACUCUUUCUCUUUCUCUCUUUCUUUCUCUUUUUCUCUCUCUCUUUCUCUCUCUCACUCUUUCUCUUUUUUUUCUCUCUCUUUCUUUCUCUCUUUCUCUCUCUCUCUAUCUAUCUCUUUUCUUUCACUCUUUCUCUCUUUCUCGUUCUUUCUUUCUUCAUUUCUAUCUCUUUCUUUCUUUCUCUCUCUCUCUCUCUUCUUUCACUAUUUCUCUCUUUCUUUCUCUCUCUCUCUCUUUCUCUCUCUCUCUAUCUCACUCUUUCACUCUUUCUCUCUCUUUCUUUCUCUCUGUCUUUCUUUCUUUCUCUCUCUCUUUCUCUCUCAUUAUAUCUCACUCUUUCUCUCACCCUUUAUCUCUUUCUCUUUCUCUCUCUUUCUUUCUCUCUCUUUCUUUCUCUCUCUUUCUCUCUCUAUCUCUCUCUCUAUCUCACUCUUUCUCUUUCUUUCCUUCUCUCUCUCUCUAUCUCUAUCUCACUCUUUCACUCUCUUUCUUUCUUUCUCUCUCUCUCUAUCUCACUCUUUCACUCUUUCUCUCUAUUUCUUUCUCUCUCUCUAUCUCACUCUUUCUCUCACUCUUUCUCCCUCUCUUUCUCCCUCUCUUUCUUUCUCUCUCUCUCUUUUUCUCUCUUCCACUUCACCCACUUAUUUUCUAUCUUAUACACGUCACUUCUCUCUUGAACAGAAUUACAAGUGUGCACCAAUUCUUCAAUGUCUAGGACAACACAGGAAUUAAUUUAAAAAAAACACGUUAUUUAGUCGUAAUUUAUUAAUUAGUUAAAAACUGUUCACUUACAUUAGACUACAAAACCUUUUUUUUAAAUAAGUAAUUGAACAGCUUAGUGGCUAACGUCGGCUUUCAAUUAUGACGUCUAGAGAUCUCGAGUUAGAAUUCACACUCGAGUAAUUUUAGUUAUUGCUGUUAAAACGUCACCAUGAAAACCUUCACCCUGAUACCUCUUUCCCACCCCUUUUCACAACUGGUCCACAAAAAUGAUAAAACUCAAAGUGCAUUCAACUUUCAAUAGCAAAGACAAACAGACACUUAACUCUUAUGCCCCCUGGCAAUCAUAUCAUUAAAUCGAUAGUAUCUAAUAAAGAACUUUCACAUGUAAAUUAUUAGUGAGGUUUUUGUGAUGUAUAUUUAUAUCUUGAAAGAUAUCUUAUAUGCUGAGCUUGUGGAAGGAGUCAGACCCAAGGGCCGCCCAAGACUAACAUAUUGAGAUGUCUGCAAGCGAGACAUGAUAGCCACAGGCAUCAGCGAAAGUAUGUGGGAAAACAUAGCCAAGGACCGGAGUGCAUGGAGACAGACUGUGCGUGCUGGGACAACCCUCGCUAAGAACAAAAGAAUUGGGAAAAAAAGAAAGCUGCCCUGUCCGAUAGCCCUGAAUCAGAGGCAUACACAUGCAUGAAUUGUGGCAAAGUCUGCGCACUAGAAUUGGCUUGAUUAGCCACACCAGAUUCUACCCCGUCUCAAGAUUAAACCAAAACCAGUGACUUUCGAGACUAAAGGAGCCAUAUAUAUAGUCAUAAUGUUUUGUUUCGUGUAAUGCACGAAUUGUAAGACAAAUUUCCUUAUGGAUAAUAUACAUUAUUAUUAUUGUUGUAACCCUAUGUCACAGAUUACAUUAUAGAAUUGUGUGUACAUUUCACAUUUGGAAGAAAUAUAAGCCCUCGACAUGAGCCUCGGGAUUUACCCCUCAAAUUUAGACACUUGACAGCACGUCAGGAUUUACCCAAGGGACGUGAUUAGUAUGUUUGAAAUCUAUUGGUUGAUUUGAAAUUAAACAAAGACAUUUUUUUAAAAGAGUUAGCGGGGAGUAAGAAAGUAACGCCAGUCGAUAAAAUAAUGUCCUUGUAGACAGUCACGUUUCUAAGAGCUCUGUUUGAAAAGCCUUUGUAAUAUGUUUCAUGCUCAUUGAUUUGUAAUUUGUACAUAAACAGUACUUACGUUGUAUUUGAAUAAAGUUCCAGAGUUUUGUUUUAUCAAAGAAUCGUUAAUUGUGAUUCUAGAUCGUCAUUUUUUGUUAACUAUUGAAUUCAAGUAAAAUCCCCGGCAUAACAACA